CCACUUUGAAUCGCGCCCAACGUCUAAACGUGUCUUUUGCUCUAUCGUGACAUUACUUGUUCAUUUUGCUUGUGUAGAUGAAGCAGUGUCCGUUGAAAAUUUAGUUUGCGAACGACUUCAAUAGAUUGAGUUUUUUUACAUCGGAAAAGUGAAACGAUGUUGAUUAAUGCGUGGCGACCGCUAAUCACUUUGUGGUGCUCAUCUGCGACGAACAUAGCCUUGUUUGUUGUGCUUAUUCUAGUGUUAAUCAACGGUGUUCCUAGGCCGGUCAGUGGUCAUGGACGGUUGAUGGAUCCACCCGCGCGGAAUGCGAUGUGGCGCUUCGGGUAUCCCAAUCCCGUCAAUUACAAUGACAACGAACUAUUUUGCGGUGGUUAUGCUGUACAAUGGGAACAAAAUGGAGGAAAAUGCGGUACGUGUGGCGACGCCUACAAUCUACGAACACCACGACCACACGAGAUGGGUGGUGAAUACGGGAAAGGUAUUAUCUCGCGGCGAUACCUUGCCGGACAAGUUAUCGACGUGGAGAUUGAGCUUACUGCCAAUCAUAUGGGACACUUCGAGAUUUACCUGUGUCCGAAACAAAACCACCGUGGCGAUGCGCCACAAUCUUGCUUCGAUCGCUACCCACUCUAUCUAGCCGGCACACGAGAGGUACGAUUUCCCAUACCACCGGAGUCGGGCAAAAAAGAUGUGUUCCGUUACCGGGUGCAAUUACCAAAUCAGGUAACCUGCGCAUCAUGCACUAUGCUAUGGAUCUACCUUACCGGAAACAUGUGGGGCAAGUGUAGCAACGGUACCGAGGGUGUUGGCUGUGGUCGACCAGAAACGUUUCGCAACUGCGCGGAUAUAAGCAUCGUAUCCAAUACAGGUGGUGGGAGGCCACCUCUCUUUGUGGGAAGUAACAAUCCGUUCUUGCUGUAUUACAAAGACUAUCGUGACCCGAAACCGGACAACGUGUACCCGCUGAUCAUUCGGGACCAGGUAUGCGUACCUACUGAGGCUUACCGUAGCUUCAUUGGCAUGGAAGACUGGUGCCAGAGCAACUGUUUGCGUUACCCACCAAACUGUCCGGAAUCGGUUUGCUAUUGCCCACAAACCUGCGAAGCUAUAGGGGAGAUAGAAGGACAGGAAGGAGCGGAUGUGUAUUGUCUCGACCAAUGUCUCAACUAUAGGUCCAGCUGUCCAGCCAACAAAUGCCGCUGCUACUGA
Anopheles darlingi is the source of this 1212-nucleotide messenger RNA. RefSeq lists its product as uncharacterized. The coding region runs from base 157 to 1212 and encodes 351 amino acids. NCBI's taxonomy places the organism in Eukaryota, Metazoa, Arthropoda, Insecta, Diptera, Culicidae. The transcript is spliced from 5 exons. The record is from RefSeq and is a predicted model, not a curated record.